ACUACAUCUACUCAUCUCUAUCCUGACACAAUGUUCGCACUCGGGAUUUAUUUGUGGGAAACUAUUGUGUUUUUCAGCCUGGCAGCAUCACAACAAGCAGCGGCUCGGAAAGCUGCCACCCCCAUGCCCCCGUCAGAAUUCCUGGAUAAGCUUAUGGGAAAAGUGUCCGGUUACGAUGCAAGAAUCAGACCUAAUUUUAAAGGUCCACCUGUGAACGUAACAUGCAACAUUUUUAUCAACAGUUUUGGAUCCAUUGCUGAAACAACAAUGGAUUACAGAGUGAACAUUUUCCUGAGACAGCAGUGGAAUGACCCUCGGCUGGCCUACAGCGAAUACCCCGAUGACUCACUUGACCUUGAUCCCUCCAUGUUGGACUCCAUUUGGAAACCAGAUCUGUUCUUUGCCAAUGAAAAGGGAGCCAAUUUUCACGAGGUUACCACUGACAACAAGCUUCUAAGGAUCUCAAAAAAUGGGAAUGUCUUGUACAGUAUAAGAAUAACACUGAUUUUGGCUUGCCCCAUGGACUUGAAGAAUUUCCCUAUGGAUGUGCAGACCUGUAUAAUGCAGCUGGAGAGCUUUGGCUACACGAUGAAUGAUCUCAUAUUUGAGUGGGAUGAGAAAGGAGCUGUGCAGGUAGCAGACGGAUUGACGUUACCUCAGUUUUUACUAAAGGAAGAGAAAGAUUUGCGCUACUGCACCAAGCACUAUAACACAGGGAAGUUCACCUGUAUAGAGGUUCGUUUUCACCUGGAAAGACAGAUGGGCUAUUAUCUGAUCCAGAUGUACAUCCCCAGUCUGCUGAUUGUCAUUUUGUCUUGGGUGUCCUUCUGGAUUAACAUGGAUGCUGCUCCUGCUCGUGUAGGCUUGGGCAUUACUACUGUGCUGACCAUGACCACCCAGAGCUCAGGAUCAAGAGCCUCUCUUCCGAAGGUCUCCUAUGUGAAAGCAAUUGACAUUUGGAUGGCUGUGUGCCUACUCUUUGUCUUCUCUGCCCUGCUGGAGUAUGCAGCUGUCAACUUCAUCGCACGCCAACACAAGGAGCUACUGCGCUUCCAGAGGAGGAGAAGACAUCUUAAGGAAGACGAUGCAGACGGCCGAUUCAGCUUCACCGCCUAUGGCAUGGGCCCGGCAUGCCUGCAGGCCAAAGACGGUAUGGCCAUCAAGGGAAACAACAACAACGCACCCACCUCCGGCAAUCCCCCUGAGAAGACCAUGGAGGAAAUGCGCAAGCUCUUCAUCGGCCGAGCUAAGCGGAUCGACACGGUGUCGCGUGUGGCUUUUCCACUUGUCUUCCUCAUUUUUAACAUUUUCUACUGGAUCACUUACAAGAUCAUUCGCAUCGAGGAUGUUCACAAGAAGUAAAGAGAUGAAAAGGGGAGUCAUAUCUGAAUACACCUGCUUCCAUGCUCCUCCCCAUAACUUCCUGUGCCCGCCUCUCUCUUUCAGUGCAGUGCACACUUGCUUUUGGUGAUGAUGAGUCCCUGGCAGAGGUAUUUAUUCUUUUUUUCAUCUCUUUCUCUUCUCUCCUAUCCUUCUGAAUAAUCCGGACCUGUGCAAUAGCAAUGCAGUAAAAUGCAUGAUGUAUGAAUGUGGCAAUAUAUUUACACAAAAAAUGAAGUGACUGAAGUAAAUAUUAAAACUUUCAAAAACAUGUCUAAGAACUUCUGACCCAAUGACUGGAAAUCCAAGAGGAGAUGCUCUUGUGAAACUCUUUUUUGCAACUUGAAGACACUGCAUUGCGAGAAUAUGGAGAAACAUUAUCGCUGUGUAAUAUAUCAUAUAUUUAAAUGAUAAUACUUCUAUGAAAAAGUCUUUAAAAAUCAUUUUUCGAGGUUUCAGGGUGGUUUGGGGCUUCCAUGAGUAUACAAUGAAAAUGUUGCAGGUCCUGUAGACCGAGAUUUGCUUCGAAAUGUGUAUUACAAGCACUUGUCAAAACUUUCCUGGAGUCUCAUGAUGUUUAAUUAUGAUAUAAAUGACUAAUGGAAUCUUAAUGGGUGCCAGUCAAAAAAUAAUAAUAUUUAUUUAAGCUGUGGUCAAUGUUUUCCUCUAUCUGUGCUCAUUUGCAGAUUCUUCUUUUUGUUUUUAACAUCAGAUUGUCACUGUCCAUGUGCCAAACAUCAUGUUGCUGUAAUACAUCUUACUUUCAGGUUGACCAAAAAAGAGAGAUAUCUUACUUGCAUUCUUCAUUGUUUUGUUUUAUUGAUUUAUUCAUUAAUUCAUGUGUCCAUGUUUUUUCAAGGGACUCUGUAUUGAAAAUAUUCAACACUGAAAUAACCCUGCUGAGGGAUGGGUGGGGAA
This is a messenger RNA of Xyrauchen texanus (razorback sucker), 2298 nucleotides long. RefSeq names its product glycine receptor subunit alphaZ1-like. Gene Ontology annotation, biological process: chemical synaptic transmission; chloride transmembrane transport; nervous system process. The transcript has 9 exons. The record is from RefSeq and is a predicted model, not a curated record. NCBI's taxonomy places the organism in Eukaryota, Metazoa, Chordata, Actinopteri, Cypriniformes, Catostomidae. Bases 31 to 1362 code for a protein of 443 amino acids. Gene Ontology annotation, cellular component: synapse; postsynaptic membrane; neuron projection. Gene Ontology annotation, molecular function: transmitter-gated monoatomic ion channel activity; glycine binding; transmembrane signaling receptor activity.